GAGAUCAUCUCGUAUCUCUUGGAUCAUUUUUAUGAUUAAAAUGUAUUCUUGAAUUCUUUCUCAAAGUCCCAUUUCCCUCAAGACUGCAAAACGAAACGACGCAUGGAAGUGUUAGCGGCAAAGUGAAGGGCCAUUUAAACUCCAUCAAUAUGGUUUGGUCCAAGUUCAAGUGGAAGUGUAUCUUCUUUACUUACAUAAUCUUAUUCAACGUUUUUACGAAAUCACUCCCUCUUAUUAAUUCACCAUCUUCAUUAAAAUCUAACAUCGAUUCAGAAAAUAUUGAAACCAAUUUUGCCACAAAGAGUGCGGAGGAAUCACUUGAAAAUUAUAGUGGAAAUAAAUAUGUGACUGACGACGGUGAUGUGACUGUGAAUGCAAACCGAAGUGAUUUAUUCAAAAAUGUUAGACCAGGACAAACUGUACGUUCGUAUGAACUAGAAAUAACAAUCAAUGGAGAUUCGUUCAAUGGACGAGCUUUACUGGAAGUUAAUUUAACGCCAGAUACUAGAGAAGAUUCUAUCGUUCUUCAUGUUGAGGAUUUAAAUAUUAAUUCUGUGAGAGCGGGAAUUAUGGGCGGUUCAAAUAUGCAAGACGUCGACUUUGGUGUUGAUGAUGGAGAACUUGAAAUCUCUCCAGGUACAGCUUCUACGCAUAUGGUUCUUAUAGAGUACAGUGGACAGCUAUCAAACAAUGGACGUGGCCUUUAUUUAGGAGGAAGCGACCAAAACACAUACUUGGCAAUGAAUCUACAUCCAACAUACGCGAGGCGCGUGUUCCCAUGCAUGGACGAGCCUACAGAAGCAUCAAUAAUCUCCUUCUCAUUUGAGGGCCUGGAGUACAAUCAUCUAACAUCCAACGCUAUGCUAGAAGAAAACAGCCAAACCCAUUUCCGACCAUUGGUAGGUCCACCGCACCUUUGGGGUAUGAUAGCACACAAUUUUGGAACUGUCAACUUACCGACUUCCAACGUUGUGCUAUAUGCGAGACCUGGAAUUUCUAACCAAGAAUCACAAGCCUCCGUAGCCAUAAACUUUUUCUUCAAUAACUUAAACGAAUGGACUCAAAAGCCAUACUUCGAAGUGAUAGAGAAUCAAGAUGGCCGAAUGAACAUAAUGGUGCUACCUGAUGUAUCCACAGAUUGGAAUUCACUUUCCACAGUCGGUAUUUGGGAGCCCUAUGUGUUAAUGGAACCAGUUCAUGCAGUGAAACAGAGGGCGAUAGCACUGACUAAAAUAGCAGAGGCUAUGUCGAGGCAAUGGUUCGGAUAUGUGAUCUACCCGCAGAACUGGAGGUACGAAUGGGUCGUCGCAGGAUUCACCACAUACUCGGCGUAUGAAAUGAUGAGAAUGUUCCAAGCCGACUUUGCCACUGAUAUAAAUUUACUAGACGUUAACACAUUAUUCGUAACUGAAGUUAUACAAGAGAGUUUGCUACGCGAUGCUUACAUCAACUCAAAUCCAUUGGAACCUGCAGACGAUCUUUUUGAUGAAGAUGCAAUAAGGGACCAUGUAAAUGGACUCGUCAAGAUAAAGAGUGCUGCCAUCAUGAGAAUGAUCAGACUUGUGCUCGGUGAUGAUGAAACCGAUUUUAUUCAAAUAGCAGCGAGAGCUCUCCUCAAUAUGCGAUCGCUAGAAACUAUAAAUACAUUGAAGUUUAUAGAUGGAAUAAAUAGUGAAUUAGUAGAUAGUACGGUUGGUGACUUUGACGAAUAUUUAGAUCCAUGGAUAACUAGCAACGGGUAUCCCCUUUUACGCGUUGAAACCACGUUUAGCGGAGUUUUGCUGCAUCAGACACCCUUCGCUUUUACAAAUAGAGAGUCGCCAAGCCGUCUCUUACCAAUAACCUACACAACGAGUAUAGAAAAGAACUUCGAUAAUAUCCAUCCGCAGUUUAUGUUAGAUAUUAACCAUAACUUAAACGUAUUCUUGGAUGAGGAAGAUUGGAUCCUCUUCAAUAUUCAGGGGCAAGGAUAUUAUCGCGUUACCUAUGACACUGUGCUUUGGGAAAGAAUUAUCGAAGCCCUUGAAGAUCCUGACAGAAGGGAAGAAAUACACCCCUUGAAUCGAGCUACUCUCGUAGACGAUGCUCUUAACUUGGCCAGAGCUGGACAGCUGGGCUACGACAUAGCAUUUUCAGUAGUCCUAUCCAUGGAACAUGAAACUGAAUAUGCCGUGUGGAAGGCUUUCGUUAGAAAUAUGAAUUUCUUGAAGAAACGACUAGAAGCUUUUGUAUUUGACGAUGACGAUUUAGAUCCUGAUAUUUAUUUGAGAAUGGUCCGUAGAACUAUACCAACUUUUGAAAGAGAAAUAGGGUUCUAUCCUGAUACGUCUAUAAAUGAGCCAUCGAUGACCUCAUUGACUCGAGGUCUGGUGAUGGACCACGCUUGUAGAGCUGGGUACCGACCUUGCAUCGCUGCAGCAGUCGAUUGGUUCUAUGACCCUAACAAUAACGAAGUAGUGAAUCCUAACAUCCCUCACGAAAUCAGACCAGCAGUAUACUGUACUAUGGUGAGGGAAGGUGGUGAAGAUGCCAUAGAAGCAUUAUUGAAUAGACUGGAGAUUGAACCGACCCAUUACGAGAGAGUUGUCAUUUUAGAGUCUCUAGCAUGCUCAGAUGAUCCCGAUUUUAUUAAUGGAUAUCUCAUGCAGACUAUAGUAUCAAAUAGUCCCUACAGUGUGGAAGAACGAGUGAAGAUUUUCGCAGCAGUGGCAGAAAGUAGUUACACGAAUGCAGACCUAGCUCGUGAUUUCAUGAGAUUGAGAGUCAAUGAAAUCAGAAACAUGUAUGGCGUGGAGAAACUUGAACAGUUGAUAUAUGUCCUGGCAGAAAAUAUGGCGGACGGUGAUUUAACUAGAGAAUUUGAAAUCUGGGUUCAGAGUUCGUUCAAUAACUUGGAAGACUCUCAAAUGACUGCUGAACGUGCACUCGCGUAUGUGCAAGAGAACCAGAACUGGGGAGACAAGUAUACGGAUGAUGUGUAUGAAUGGAUCGACGAAAACCACGCACCCACGCUUGUGUUGUCACUAGUAGCACUUUGCGUAUCUGUCAUGGCGGCAAUAUUCAACAAUUAAUUUAAUUAUUUUUUUUAAUAAUAAAUUCAAAAUGUCGGAGUUGUAAACGUAAGACCAAAAUUUAACUUUCAAAUUUUGAAUUUAUUUUAUGCGUAAUAGUUAAUUUUAUUAAGAUUUUAUUGUUGAAGUAAUUUGUAAUUAAUAUAUUUUUAUGUUAGUAUUAAGAUAGAAUUAAAAAAAGAACUCUACAAUACAAGUUAAGUUUAAUUAUAAUUUUAAAUGUUAAUAGUCUACAUAGAAUUUAGGUAGGUAUUUAAAAAUUGGUGAUGGGUUUAAGAAACUCGAUAAUAUCGUUGUCGAUAUUAUUCGUAGUUUCAUAAAAGGUUUGUCCGAAAUUAAAAAACAAAUCGGUUUGCAAUUGAAAAUUGUAUAAUCGAUUAUAUUUUUAAUAUUCGAAUAAGCUUCUGUGUGAUCACAUCUUGCUACAUAGAAUGUAAUGAGAAUGUUUGACAAGAGUAUGAAAUUAAUAUUAUACGUACUUAUAAUGAGUAAUUUGUUAUUGAUAGGUUUAUGUAAUUUAUAAUUUUAGUUGUUAGUACCAGAAUUGCACAAAGUGACUUUAGUUUUAGUGAAUAUAAUAUAAAUUAUCACUUAAUAUUUAAAAUUAUUAAUAUACGUAUAAUAUAAUAAUAUUUUAACAGUUAUCUUGGUAUUAGUUUAAGUAUAAAUAUAAAAUAGAUGACGUAUUUUAAGUAAAAUAUUAAAAUGUAAGAGUAUUUAAAACUUAUUAUUUUAUGAAACAUUUGUGUUUGAUUUUUAAGUUGUAUUUUUUUACUGCAUUUUCACUCAUAUUUUUAAUAUUUUUGUUCGUAAUUAAAUAAUUUAAGUAAACUAAAUCUGUGGCAAGCGCGUCCUCUUGCCUCAAAUUUAGUGUUAUGUGUAUUAAAUAUUAUUUAAUGUAAGUAUAUUACGAUAGAAAUAAGAAAUCGAAUAUAAACAUAAAAAUAUAUCUACUAUAUUUAAAUCAAAUUUUUUAAUUUUAAUAUUCAUUAUUAUGUAGUUAUUACGGGAAAAUAAUGUGUAAGUAAUAAAAUCUUUAAAUAAAAUAAAAUGUAAUAUGUACAUAUUGCAAAAUUGUUCAAAUGUAAAUCUAAAUAUAACAUUAGUUAAUAAUGAUUAAA
Molecule: messenger RNA, 4192 nt
Organism: Spodoptera frugiperda (fall armyworm)
Lineage: Eukaryota; Metazoa; Arthropoda; Insecta; Lepidoptera; Noctuidae
Product: aminopeptidase N-like
Exons: 14
Coding region: 150-3071 (973 amino acids)
Biological process (GO): peptide catabolic process; proteolysis
Cellular component (GO): cytoplasm
Molecular function (GO): peptide binding; zinc ion binding; metalloaminopeptidase activity
Source: RefSeq, a predicted model, not a curated record